CAAUAUGGCAACCUCGCAAUGUCUAUAGGUGCAUAGCAUCGUGCUCUCAUUCAUAACCUCCUGCGUUUCGAAAUGUUUUUGAGUUGACAAAUUAAAAACAAAGUGUUUAUUCAUGAAAAAGGAUGUUCUUAAAACUAAAAGAAGAAUUGCGAUGAAUAUAUAUAAAUUACUAAACAGUCAAAAAUUAAUUGGAACAUUUUUAGACCGAACGAGUCGCAAAAAACUUACUUUUAUCUAAAAACUGGCAAUGUUUUUUAUUUGAAUAUAAGCAGUAAAGUAGUAAUAUUAAAAUGAGUUAUAACAAAAAAGUUUCGUACUUUUAUAAUCCUGAUGUAGGAAAUUUUCAUUAUGGCCCCGGACAUCCAAUGAAACCACAUAGACUUUCGGUCAUUCACAGUUUAGUCCUAAACUAUGGAUUGCAUAAAAAAAUGCAAAUUUACAGACCUUAUAGAGCUAGUACGCAUGAUAUGUGUCGCUUUCAUUCUGAUGAAUACGUGGAAUUUUUACAAAGGGUUACGCCCCAAAAUUUACAAGGAUAUACAAAAUAUCUGUCUCAUUUUAAUGUUGGUGACGAUUGUCCAGUUUUUGAAGGUUUAUUUGACUUUUGCUCCAUGUACACUGGGGCAUCCUUGGAAGGUGCUACAAAGUUGAACAAUAAGAGCUGUGACAUAGCGAUAAACUGGAGCGGCGGCCUACAUCAUGCCAAAAAGUUUGAAGCUUCAGGAUUUUGUUACAUCAAUGACAUUGUCAUUGCUAUUUUAGAGCUGCUUAAGUAUCACGCGCGUGUCCUAUAUAUUGAUAUCGAUGUACACCACGGCGAUGGUGUUCAAGAGGCAUUUUAUCUAACCGAUCGAGUUAUGACAGUGUCAUUCCAUAAAUAUGGCAAUUACUUUUUCCCAGGAACGGGAGACAUGUACGAAAUUGGUGCAGAGAGUGGUAGAUAUUACUCGGUGAAUGUGCCUUUGAAGGAAGGUAUCGACGACGCUUCGUAUGUACAAGUUUUCAAGCCUUGCAUAUCUCACGUUAUGGAGUUCUUUCAACCUACUGCGAUAGUAUUGCAGUGUGGAGCAGACUCCCUAGCUAAUGAUAGGCUAGGUUGUUUCAGUCUCAGCACAAAAGGACACGGAGAAUGCGUUAGAUUUGUUAGAGAUCUUAAUGUACCACUUUUGACAGUAGGCGGCGGUGGUUAUACUCUGAGAAAUGUAGCAAGAUGUUGGACUUACGAGACUUCUCUUCUUCUUGAUGAACAGAUAAGCAAUGAAUUACCCCUAACCGAAUACAUAGAGUAUUUCGGACCGGACUUCACACUCCAUCCAGAGGUGGUUACAAGGCAGGAUAAUGCUAAUAGUAAGCAAUAUCUGGAGGCUAUUACCAGACAUGUUUACGAUAACCUAAAAAUGAUACAACACUCGCCUAGUGUGCAAAUGCAGGAUGUCCCGUGCGAUGCUCUGCCAGCGGAGGAAGAUAGACAACCCGAGCCUGAUCCUGACUCUAGGCAGAAUCCUCAGGACAUGGAUAAGAUUGUUGAGCCUGCCAAUGAGUAUUAUUCGGGUGAUAAGGAUCAAGAUAAAAUGGACACAGCCGAUACAUAAUCUUAUGAGGCUUUUUGUGAACUGUGUUGUGAAAAUGAUAAUUACUUUUCAAAGGAUGAAAGAGAAAAACAAAAAUCGAUCAGCGUUUUGUUCUAAAUUAUUGUCAUGUUUUUUUAUUCAAAAUUCUCUUUAGACUUAUUUACUUUUGUAAUGGAAUCAUCUCAAGUUUAGUAUAACAAGAGUU
Molecule: messenger RNA, 1776 nt
Organism: Ceratosolen solmsi marchali
Lineage: Eukaryota; Metazoa; Arthropoda; Insecta; Hymenoptera; Agaonidae
Gene: HDAC3
Product: histone deacetylase 3
Exons: 3
Coding region: 291-1592 (433 amino acids)
Biological process (GO): epigenetic regulation of gene expression
Molecular function (GO): histone deacetylase activity
Source: RefSeq, a predicted model, not a curated record